Messenger RNA from Sinocyclocheilus anshuiensis, 945 nucleotides. RefSeq names its product formin-like protein 6. The record is from RefSeq and is a predicted model, not a curated record. The transcript is spliced from 2 exons. The coding region runs from base 85 to 945 and encodes 286 amino acids. Lineage: Eukaryota; Metazoa; Chordata; Actinopteri; Cypriniformes; Cyprinidae.
ACCAGUUUAGCACAGGUGGAGCUCGUUCUGAUAAUUAAUUUAAUUAGCACGGUAAUUCAAAUACAGCCAAUUGACCUACGUCCUAUGACAGCUUUCGCCCGGUCCCUACAAUAUCCAAAAUCCAACUUUUCCCUUCUGAUGACAAGUUGUGUUCUCCAUCACAACCCACUUGCCCCAAAGCUACUCAUUUCCCACCAGGUCCAGCCAAUGAGACCCAAGCUUCAGCACAUGGGCGUCGGCUUACGCGUUCGGAUGCUCACACGCCAAGACGCCGAUGACUUUGCUCGCCUCUGCCAGAAAGACAUCCAUCUCACUCCCCAGCAUCCUCUUUUGUCUCGGCCAGACCAACCAUUAAUUUUGGGGCUGAGACAAUCGCUGAUUAAUACAGACGUACAGUUUUCCCAGAUAAAGAACAAAGCGCAGCUUUAUGCUUUGUACGUCUCUUUUCAGCCAGCUAACCCCUCCAAAACGGUCAUUAGAGCCUGCAGAUCCAAAAAUUUGCACCUCUCAACACCUCCAUCUUCUUCCAGCUCAAGAUCCGGCCCUCCUCAAAGUUCUGGAUGCAGGGAUAGGCCAUCAGCGAGCCUGGGCCGUGUUCCACCGCUGCAAAACCUCUUUCUCCUCCCUCCUCUGUUCAACCCUCCACCUCCAACCUUUUCCUCCAGCUCUCUCUAUACCUUUCCGUGGCCUGCAGCUCCCGUAACAGAAGCUGCCAUGAGGCUGCCACCAUCAGUAGCACAAGCCUUUGCUCCUCCUCCAUUCCCUUCUUCCACCUCUCUCUGUGUUCCACCCCAACCACCAGGAGCCGAUCCAUGCAUCAGACUGCCUCCGCAAACAAUCGCUGCCCCGGUUUCUCUCCCUCCCAAUUCUGUUCUUCAAUCCAAAUCUCCUUCUGUUCAGAAGUUUACACCCCUGGCUCUUAAUGCAUCGUUUUUCCAUCAGUGA